Messenger RNA from Didymella exigua CBS 183.55, 1245 nucleotides. RefSeq lists its product as uncharacterized. NCBI's taxonomy places the organism in Eukaryota, Fungi, Ascomycota, Dothideomycetes, Pleosporales, Didymellaceae. The transcript has 2 exons. Gene Ontology annotation, molecular function: protein binding. The record is from RefSeq and is a predicted model, not a curated record. The coding region runs from base 1 to 1245 and encodes 414 amino acids.
AUGCCAACGUACGCAAACUACCUGCCCGAUGAAAUCCUACUCGAAGUCAUCACCUACAUAGAGGCGUGGGAUGUGCGCUCCAAGCAAGCCACGCUCGCGCACUUCUGCGCCGUGAACCGACAAUGGUAUGACGUCGCCGUCCAGCGUUUAUACGAACAACCCUACCUCGCCGGCCGCGCGUACGACCUCUUCGUGCGCACAAUCUGCCCCUCGGUGCUCGCGCACAUCAAGCACCAGGCCCUCGCCAGCCUGGUCCGCUCCCUCGACCUCUCGCACAUCAUCCACCAGAGCACCAAGUCGACGACGGCGCGCCUGCUCGGCCGCACAAAGGCAAGCCUGCAGGUUUUCGUCGCCCCGCAGGCCAGCUUCGCAGUCAACUGCUGGGCCAGCCUGUCCAAGUGCGCGCGCCUGCGCGUCCUCGACCUGAGCCUGGUCAGCGAGUGCAUCAGCUUCCAGUCGCUAGCACAGACGCUGCGCCAGCUCCCGGGGCUGGAGCGCAUCUACCUGCCGCGCAGCUCGACGCGCGACGAAGCAGGCGCGCUCUCCAUCAACGUCCGCUGGCCGCCGCGGCUGCAGCACCUCUCGCUCUCCGGCCCCAUCUACGGCAAAUUCCUGUGGGACCUGCUGCGCCAGCCAGACCACUUCCCGCCCAGCCUGCACAGUCUGAGCAUCAGCCACAGCCCGGGGCUGGACCACGCGGGGAUCCGGCCGCUGCUGGAGAGUCUGGGCGGUUCGCUGACGCACGCGCAGCUGCACGACCUGCCGCACGUCAAGCACGGGCGGCUGAACGGCGUGCUGGAGUGGCUCCCCGCGCUGACGGAUCUGACGAUCGCGCUGGACUACAUCGACGCGCGCUUUGGACACGUGCCGGCGUCGUGGAGCGCGGCGCGCUGGCAGGAUGCGAAGCCGCUGCAGACGCUGACGCUGGUCACGAGCGGGCAGACGGGCGUCGACCCGGGCCGCUGCUUCACCGCGGUCGAUCUGUAUGCGCUGGUGGACGAGCGGUUUCUGGGCCGCCUGCGGCACGUGUACAUUGCGCAGUCGAGCGAGUGGGAGAACGAGCAGGACGGGGCCGAGGUCGGGGCGCUGGAGAUGCUGUUGUGCGACGAUCUGGACCGGGAGAACUGGGAGCUGCGGCGGUGGCACUAUACGGAUGUGGUGUUUGGCGGCACGUUUGACGAGUGGAGAGAGACGGGGGCGGGGCGGCGGAUGAGGGCGCGGCUGGGCGUGGUGAGGGACAGGUGA